Messenger RNA from Gadus chalcogrammus (walleye pollock), 899 nucleotides. RefSeq names its product clathrin coat assembly protein AP180-like. Gene Ontology annotation, molecular function: SNARE binding; 1-phosphatidylinositol binding; phosphatidylinositol-4,5-bisphosphate binding. The transcript has 9 exons. The coding region runs from base 9 to 881 and encodes 290 amino acids. NCBI's taxonomy places the organism in Eukaryota, Metazoa, Chordata, Actinopteri, Gadiformes, Gadidae. Gene Ontology annotation, cellular component: synaptic vesicle; extrinsic component of presynaptic endocytic zone membrane; clathrin-coated vesicle. The record is from RefSeq and is a predicted model, not a curated record. Gene Ontology annotation, biological process: clathrin coat assembly; clathrin-dependent endocytosis; synaptic vesicle budding from presynaptic endocytic zone membrane.
GAGAGAAGAUGUCGGGCCAGACACUGACCGACCGCAUUGCCGCGGCCCAGUACACGUUGACGGGCUCCGACGUGUGCCGAGCUGUAUGCAAGGCUACCACACACGAACAGACUGCACCAAAAAAGAAGCACCUGGAAUGUCUGAUCCAGGCCACCCAGGAGAACACAGUCAUUGUCCCCACAAUGGCGGACACGCUGUUGGAGAGGGUGGGCAAUGCCAGCUGGGUGGUGGUCUUCAAAGCUCUGAUCACCACCCACCACCUUAUGGUGCACGGCAACGAGAGGUUCCUCCAGUUCCUGGCCUCCAGAAACACCCUCUUCAACCUCAGCAACUUCCUGGAUAAAACUGGUUCACAUGGCUACGACAUGUCCACGUUUAUCAGGCGCUACAGCCGCUAUCUCAACGAGAAGGCCUUCGCCUACAGACAGAUGUCCUUCGACUUCGGCCGAGUGAAGAAGGGUGCGGACGGAGCCAUGAGGACCAUGUCCGUGGAGAAGCUGCUGAAAGGGAUGCCCACCCUGCAGAGCCAGAUAGACGCGCUGAUGGAGUUUGACGUCCAGCCAAAAGAUAUGAACAACGCAGUGAUCAACUGCUGCUUUCUGAUGCUCUUCAAAGAUCUGAUCAAGCUGUACGCCUGCUACAACGAUGGCAUCAUCAACCUCCUAGAGAAAUUCUUCCAGAUGAAGAGAAGUCAGUGCAAAGACGGUCUUGAGAUCUACAAGAGGUUCCUCACGCGAAUGACCCGUGUCUCAGAGUUCUUCAAAGUCGCACAGCAAAUGGGAAUUGACAAGAACGACAUACCGGAGCACACUCAGGCCCCACAGAGUCUUCUGGAGUCCUUGGAGACUCAUCUCAACACUCUGGAGGGCAAGAAGCCGUGAGUAGACAGUCAAAUCACU